Pogonomyrmex barbatus (red harvester ant) is the source of this 817-nucleotide messenger RNA. RefSeq names its product vacuolar ATPase assembly protein VMA22. The record is from RefSeq and is a predicted model, not a curated record. Lineage: Eukaryota; Metazoa; Arthropoda; Insecta; Hymenoptera; Formicidae. Gene Ontology annotation, biological process: vacuolar proton-transporting V-type ATPase complex assembly.
CGAAUUGUUAAGAGUAACCUUAAUGUCAUUUGACUUAUGAUAAGUGAUUUCCUGAAAUCUGUCCUUUAAAGAAUAUAAAAAGACUGGAAAAACAAAUUUAAUUCGUCAAUGAAAUGAUAUAUUUGAAACAUUUAAUAGCAAAAUAUAGAUUGAGAUGAUCACUAAACAGAAAUUAAUUCUUAUGUACAUAUAAAAUUUCAUUUCUCUGCAUAUACUACAAAUAUAGACUUUUAUAGUGAUAAUCGCAAAUUACAACAUGAAUAAAAGCAUGGAUGUCUUGUCAGAAGAAAUUGAUGAGUUGAUGUUACGUAAAUUAGAAUUAAUGGAAGAAAAAGUUCGUGAAAAUAUUCAAAUGGAAGCAUUAUUGAAGGAUGGUCAUAUUGAAUUGGCAAAAGCAAAAUAUAUUCGUGGAAAGGAGAACAUUAGUAUUCUACAGGUUCCAAAUAAUAAAGAUACAGUGACAUCCUUAUUUGACUUAGAAACUAAAAUGACAACUGAUGAUGAUACUGUGCCAUGUUUUGACAUUAGUUUUAAAAAGUCAAACGAUGUAGAUGAACCAGGAGAUCCCAUAAAAUGGUUUGGUGUAUUGGUCCCACAAAACUUAAAAAACAGUCAGAAACGCUUCCAGGAAUCCAUUUAUCUUGCUGCAAAAAUAGCAAACAUACAGGCAGAACUUAUCUCUGUAUUUUCUAAGCUCAAGGCAUUAUAUGUUCAAAAAGAUAAUUUAUGUUCCCUAAAUAUAUUAAAACUUAACAAAUAAAGAUUCUUAUUAGAUCUUAGAAUUUCAGAAAGUAAUAAAUAUUAAACCAAAUAUAAA